Molecule: messenger RNA, 1607 nt
Organism: Schizosaccharomyces japonicus yFS275
Lineage: Eukaryota; Fungi; Ascomycota; Schizosaccharomycetes; Schizosaccharomycetales; Schizosaccharomycetaceae
Product: eukaryotic protein
Exons: 1
Coding region: 254-625 (123 amino acids)
Source: RefSeq, a predicted model, not a curated record
AUCAGUUUAACUUUUCUAUAUCGUUGAAUAAAUGAUUAAAUUAAAACCAUAAGACUAAGGCAUAAACCGGUCUCCAACUCUCCCCUCCAUUCCCAUCACAUUCCCGCUACUCUACGUUCUUUUCGUUUUUUUUCCUGCGGUUUCUGGCCCUUUCCAUCUUACUACAACUUUUCCUUUCUCACAAUCCUACUACCGUUUUUUUUUCAUCCUCUUUGGGUUUUACGUGUCUUCUUCGCAUUUUUCGAUAUCUCUUAUGGCUACUCUCACUGUUCGUGUUAUUCGUAAUUUUGAAUAUCGCGUCUCCAAAAAUUUAAUCUUUCAUAAUGUCGACUUGGCUACUACAACUGUUGGUCAACUCAAAGAAAUGUGUCAGGAACGCAUCCAAAAAGAACCGGGCAUGAAGCUUUACCGGAAUCUCCCUCUUGAUACGCUGAAGAUUUAUGUCAAGGCACAACACAACAAAACAAUGAAUCUUAUUAUUAAUCUCGACCACGAUGAGUGGAUUUUGUCCGAUGAUAAAGACACUCUUGCUUUCUGCGACAUCGAACAUGAAACCGAGCUUUCCUACUUUAACCUUGAGGCAUACAAAAAGUUCCAAGCAAAUCCUGAACAAAAGUGGAUGUAGGAAGGCACUGUUUGUGUGUAUGCAAAGUGUGCGUUGAAUCGAUUGUAUUUUUCGCAGAAAAGCAGAAAACAAUAAAUAAGCUGUCUUGUUCACUCGCUUGUCUUGUUUACAUGGUCGCAAUGCCAGGUGCAAUAUUAGGCACAUCAUACUUUUGAAUGGCUUCUGCGAGCUCACGAGCCAUCCUGUCGUAAUGAUUUGUUUGUGCAAUUUCCAAUGCAUGGUUGUUAUCCACUCGUGGGUCCUGUCCCGCUUGCAGUAAAAUGUUGACGACAUGGCGAAGAUUUAAAUGUGUCGCUUUAAACAGGAGUUUCUUGCUCUCUUCACUAUUGAUGGCUAUGUUGCUGAUUCCGCUGCGAAGAAAGUCAAGGUGUUUGUGGUAUUGGCGUAAAGCAUACUCCUGAAUAUCUGUGUCCUUCAUUCCGGUAUCGGCGAUGUCUUGUGUUGAGUCAAUAGUCCAAGACAAUUCGCUGUAGUUCAACAGCUGCUUGAUGGCAUGAGUGCUGAGGAUCUCCGCAUACUCUCCUGUCAUCAAAUAGUAACGCAAACACUCAUGAACUAGGCAAGAGGGGAUUGGAGUCUCGGAGUCAAUCCUCCUAACCGACACAAAAUCAUUUACACGCAAAUACUGUCCUAUAAUAUCCCACACCUUCUGUGGAAGUGAAGAAAAUAAGACUUUUUGCAUUUCGUUUGUCAUGAAGCUUGUUUGAGGAGGGUUGAAUUGUUUCUACAGCGUAAACUGUUCAAAUAUAAACAUAAACGGCUCAAUGAAAACAAUUGAUUAUACAGAAAUGGAACAUUCAUUUUGCAUUCUUUGGCACUUCAAAAACAACAGAGCGUAUUUGCUGUAUUUAAUCAUGGAGCAAGUCGCCCAUAAAAUUAUAAUUAUUAAAGUUGGGCGGGGUUGAGAAUGGAAAUAUGUGGGGAGUAGAAGAAAAACAAUAAUGUGAGGACGGAGAAUGCGUUGGGAAUGUCUUAGGGUUUG